CUGCUGGAGGACAUCAGUUUAUCGCCCUUGCUUUGCGGGAAAGCAGCGUGUUGGAUCUGCCCUAAAACUAUUUAAGAGCACCACGCCCAGCCGAGACCCGGGGCGGCCACCCGGCCUUCUGGACUCCACGACAGACCAUGAACAUGAGACCCCCUCCGACAGCGCUGGACAGGUUAAGCAGCUUGUCCUCUUUGGGCGACUCUGCUCUGGAGCGGCGAUCCCCCAGCCACCCCCGCCAGCCGUCCGACUCCAGCGAAACAACUGGCCUGGUCCAGCGUUGCGUCAUCAUCCAGAAAGACCAGCGAGGCUUUGGCUUCACCGUCAGUGGGGACAGGAUCGUCCUGGUGCAGUCCGUCCGGCCAGGAGGAGCCGCCAUGAAGGCCGGUGUGCAGGAGGGGGACCGGAUCGUCAAAGUGAAUGGGACGAUGGUGACCAACAGCUCCCACCUGGAAGUUGUGAAGCUCAUCAAAUCGGGUGCCUACGUAGCUCUCACUCUCCUGGGCUCCCCGCCCGGCUCCGUGGGCUUCUUGGGCUCCUCCCAGGACGGCCACCAGGCAGGGGCUCCUCAGAUCGUGCCGGCCUGCCCCCCGCCACCCCCGCCUCCGCCGUUACCCCCGCCACAGCACAUCACUGGACCAAAGCCGCUGCAGGAUCCAGAAGUCCAGAAGCACGCGACGCAGAUUCUCCGGAACAUGUUGAGGCAGGAGGAGGCGGAGCUGCAGCGCUGCUACGAGGACUACAGCCGGAACCCGGACUCUCGGAUGGAGGAGAGGCUGGAGGGGGCUCGCCGCCGGGUCAGCCAGCUGCAGCUCAAGAUCCGGCAGGAGAGGGGCGGAUUGGUGGACUCUACCCGGCCCCUCGGCGACUCCGGCUCCAUCAACUCCCGGGCGGCUGAUGGGCGCCUCUCCCUGGACUCCCAGGACGGCGACAGCGGCCUGGACUCGAGCACGGAGCGCUUUCCUUCCGUGAGCGAGAUCUCCCUGAACCGGAAUUCCGUCCUUUCCGACCCUGGCCUGGACAGCCCACACACCUCGCCAGUCAUCACGUCCCGCCUGUUCCAGCACCACCGGCGCCAAGGCUCGGACACGCCGUUCUCUCCCUCGGCAGAACAGGGCCCGGACCGAUCCACAAGGCCGCUCAUCAUUGGUCCCGAGGAAGACUACGACCCAGGGUUCUUCAAUAAUGAGUGUGACUCCCUCUUCCAGGACUUGGGGAGGCUGAAGACACGGCCGGCUCACUUGGGAGUCUUCCUGCGGUACAUCUUCUCUCAGGCAGACCCAAGUCCUCUGCUGCUCUAUCUGUGUGCAGACGUUUACCAGCACAUGAACCCCAAAGAAGCCCGGGGGCUCGGGAAGGACAUCUGGCACAUCUUCCUGGAUAAAUCGGCGCCCCUGAGAGUCAAGGUCCCGGAUCACCUGUUGGCCGAAAUCGACUCUCGCCUGCGGAACGGGGAGGAUGUGCGGAGCGCUUUCCUGGAGGCUCAGGAGGCGGUCAUGCCCGAAAUCCAGGAGCAGAUCCAGGAUUACAGGACGAAGCGCACGAUGGGCCUCGGGAGCUUGUAUGGGGAGAACGACCUGGUGGACCUGGACGGGGACCCCCAGCGGGAGCGCGAGGUGGCCGAGCGGCAGAUUGCCCAGCUGGGCGGCAUCCUGUCCAAAUAUGAGGAGGAGAGAAGCUCCCCCCUGAACUUUGCCUUGAACACCUACAUGAGCCACACGGGAAUCCGCCCACGGGAGGCUCGGCCGGUCGUAGAAAAGGAACGGGACAAGUGGCUGCCCUUCUUCCCCAAGGCCAAGAAGCAGAGCAGCAGCACCAAGAAGGACAAAGACGCCCUGGCCGAGGACAAGAAGCGGAACCCCAUCCUCAAGUACAUCGGGAAGCCCAAAAGCUCCUCGCAGAGCACAUUUCAUGUCCCCUUGUCCCCCGUUGAAGUCAAGCCGGGCAACGUGAGGAACAUCAUCCAGCACUUCGAGAACAACCAGCACCCGGACGCCCUGGAGCCGGCUGGCAUGCAGCGCCUCUCCACGGGCAGCUUCCCGGAAGACCUCCUCGAGUCCGACAGUGCCAGGUCCGAGGUCAAGCUGGGCCGGUCAGAGAGCCUGAAGGGCCGGGAGGAGCUCAAGCGGCUGCGGAAGGUGGAGAACGUGCCCCGCUCCCGGAGCGACGUGGACAUGGACGCCGCCGCAGAAGCGGCUCGCCUGCACCAGUCAGCGUCGUCGUCGGCAUCCAGCCUGUCGGCGCGGUCCCUCGAAAACCCCACACCACCCUACACUCCCAAAAUGGGGCGCAGGAGCAUCGAGUCCCCAAGCCCCGGCUUCAGCGCUGACGCCUUCCUUCCCCACCUGCUGGAGGACGAGCUGGGGCAGCUCUCAGACCUGGAGCUGGAGCAGGACUCCCAGAACUGGCAGCACACCGUGGGCCGCGACGUCGUGGCGCACCUGCCGCAGCGGGAGGUCGACCGCCAGGAAGUCAUCAACGAGCUGAUCGUGACAGAGGCGUCCCACCUGCGGAUCCUGCGAGUCCUGGAUGUCCUCUUCUACCAACGCAUGAGGAAGGAGAACCUGCUGACGCGAGAGGAGCUGGCGCUGCUCUUCCCCAACCUCCCGGAGCUGAUCGAGAUCCACAAUUCCUUGUCAGAGUCCAUGAAGAAGCUCCGCGAGGACGGGCCCGUUGUCAAGGAGAUCGGGGACCUGAUGCUCGCGCGGUUCGACGGGGUCGGGCGCGAGGAGAUCCAGCAGGUGGCAGCUGCCUUCUGCGCCUGCCAGUCCACGGCCCUGGAGCUGAUCAAGACCAAGAAGAGGAAGGAGACACGCUUCCAGCUCUUCAUGCAGGAGGCCGAGAGCAACCCGCAGUGCCGCCGCCUGCAGCUGAAGGACCUCCUCAUCUCGGAGAUGCAGCGCCUGACCAAGUACCCGCUGUUGCUGGAGAACGUCAUCAAGCACACCCACGGGGAAACACCGGAGCACAAGAAGCUGUGCCAGGCCCGGGACCAGUGCCGGGAGAUCCUCAGGCACGUGAACGAGGCCGUGAAGCGGGCGGAGAACCAGCACCGCCUGGAGGCCUACCAGAAGCGCCUGGACACGACCUCGCUGGAGCGGACCAGCAACCCCCUGGCGGCCGAGUUCAAGAACCUGGACCUGCGAGGCCGACGCAUGAUCCACGAGGGACUGCUGAGCUGGCGGAUCAGCAAAGACAAGACUGUGGAUCUGCACGUGUUGCUGCUCGAGGAUCUCCUGGUGCUGCUCCAGCGGCAGGACGAGAAGCUGGUGCUGAAGUGCCACAGCAAGAUGGUGCUGGGCUCCUCGGACAUCAAGCAGACCUUCAGCCCCGUCCUCAAGCUCAACGCAGUCCUCAUCCGCUCCGUGGCCACAGAUAAGCGCGCGCUCUUCAUCAUCUGCACCUCCGAGCUGGGGCCUCAGAUCUACGAGCUGGUCGCUUCCACGUCUUCCGAGAAGAACAUGUGGAUGGAGCUUCUGGAAGGAGCGGUGAAGAGCGCUACCCGAAAUGCCACGCUGCCCCCAAAGCGCCACUCCCAGGAGCUGCCUCUGUCUCGGCCGGCGCCUGCCAGUCUGGAGCUCCAGGAGGCUGACCUGCCCUCAGGCCUGGCCCGGGACAGCUGCGCUCCCAGCCACGAUGUGGACGAGGAGGAAGGGGCUUCAGACGACACCCCCACUGAAACCUUGGCGGAGGAGAGACACCCGGCGUUGGCGGAAGGGCUGGAGACGGGGGGCUGUGCCGAGGAAGAGCCGCCUCCCGCCGGUCCAGCACGGACACCCCCCCAGCCAGAGACGUCCCCUCCUCGGGCAGAGGGGCUGGAGCCCUGCCCCCUUCCAGACCCCAUCCCCUUUCUGGCCGAGUCCGCGCUGGAGGACGUGGAAACCCUCCGCCAUCUGCUACUGCACAGCUUUCCCCCCUGCCGAGAGCCGGACCCCGAAGAGGACCUGACCCCCACCCCGUCCGUGGUCGGCACCCACCAGCGCUGGGAUCCAGCGCCGGCUGGUCCGGGCUCGGGAGGCCAGGAGGAGCCACCCGAGUGCCCAGGGAGCGGCAGUCCCUCGGAGGGCCGGGGGCCUUUGCUGGGCAGCAGGACCGGGCCUGAGGCUGGGGGCCCCCAGAGCGCGGGGCCACUGGAGGGCACGGCGCACAUGUUGGCCGCCCCCCCGGCCCCCGAAGGCGGGGCUCCGGAGGCUGAGGAACCAGGGAGCUACCAAGUGGUGCGGAAAGCCAAGGUGGAGGGGACUAACGGUGUUCCUCCCAUGCCCGACGGCAGCCAGGCAGGAGCGGACGCUGGAGAGGCAGACAGUGCAGAUGGAAACUACUUCUACGUCAGCCUCCCGGCUGCCUCGGGAGAGGCCUGGACGGACGCCGGGAGAGCCAGCCCCACAGAGCUGGCCAGCCCCGCAAGCCAGCCGAAGAGCUUGCCUCCGCCCGAGCACCCCCUCAGCUCGCAGGGACCACUGAAGGAACGCCUGGCCAGGUGGCCCACCCCCCCUGAAGACCCGGCCCCUCCGGAGGUCCCUGCCCACGUGACUCGGGACAUGGACGUGAUCUUCCAGACGAUCGACCAGCUCACACUCAAGCUGAUGCGGCUGAAGGAUGUUGAAAUGGCCCAUCAGCAGCUGCUUCAGUCGCUCUACGGAGGGUCGGCCGCGGAUGCCAUUCCUGUGCGGGAGGUACAGCCAGAGCCGAGGCGGCAGCAGCCCCCCGGAAGCCCUCCGGUGCCCCUCGCCAGCCACGACCCGCCACCCUCUUCGCAGUCCCUGGAUGUGGCAGACCCGGCAGGUCAGAUGGUCGUCUGCGAAGACAUCCCCCAAGAAGUGACCCUUUAGGAAGGGGGUUUCUGCGAAGGAAGGAGAACGUGCCAGCUCCCCGUGGAUCGCGGCUCCCCCUUUUCCCGGCCCACCUCGGGUCCCUCGCGCUGCGGCCCCUUUGGGCGGCUGACGGAGCGGAACUUGGCAGAAAGGGAUGAAGUGGGCAUGGGAUCCUCCUGCCCCGGAGAGGAGGAAGCCCGGGAGGACGAGGUGGGACUGGACCCUCGUUGGGGGCAGCACACGCCGCAUUGACUCCGUGACCUCCAGAGUCCCCCGAGACAAGGCGGCCAAGGCCCGAACACUGUUUUGUGCAUUAAGCAUGGAGAGGCUCCCCCUCCGCCCGCACGUCUGCCCCACUUUGGGGGCCAACCUCUCCCAGCGCCUCCCUGGGCCAAACCAGUCUUGUGCAUGUGCGCAGAUACACGUCCCCGUGGACUCGCUUCCCCGCUCUACGUGAAACCUGGAGUAGAUCCUGUUUAACUGCACUUUCUUGCUUGGUUUUCUCUCCCUGCUGAGGAAGAUCCCACCAGGAGAGGCCCCGGCUGCUUCCAGACCUUCUUGGAUAUAAAUAUGUAUGUAUGUAUGUGCAUUGAGUUAUUGUAAAUAUGACAGGUGGUGGUGGUCUUAUUUGCCUUCGUACGCAGACUCAGCAAGGAAACCACGGUGGCCACUCCCGCCGCAGCCCCCGACCUCGAGGGGCUUGGGCUGCAGACCCCUGGCUGGGGAAGAGGGAGGCUGGCUGUGAUCCAGCAGCAGCGAGAGGCAUUGUCCGGCCCCCCAUUUUCUCGGGGCAGAAUGGCUCAUCACCCUCUGUUCCAGCACGUGUGCCGCAACCACUCCAGAACACGGGUGCUCGCUGUGGCGACGCCGCAACGCUGCGGGACCAGGCCCUUGCCCCUUGCGCCUGCCUCCGGAACGGGCCCCUUGCGCUCAGACAAUCUGCCUCUGUCCAGUUGCCCCGGGGGCUACCCACAGAGCGCCCCCCGUGGCUGCUGCAGCAGGCGGCCGGCCGCCCGCCCCAGGCGAGAUGGCUACACCUCCGGCCACCCGGAAGGGGGGGUUGCUGCAGGCUGCACAGUCCCAUCAUCCUCACUGGAUCCUGGCUGGGGCACGCGGUUCCAUGGGCCACACCAGCUGGAGUGGCACGUCUGCCCAUCUGCUGCACCAGGUGUAUGAUGCAUAUAAGAUUAUACAUAGAUAUAUAUAGAUAUAGAUAUAUAUAUAUAUAUAAAAAGGAUGCCGGGCGCUUUGCUGUUCAAUUCGCUAAAAGCCAAUUUUAUUUUCUUUCUUUCAAUGGUAAGGUUUUUUUAAAGAAAAAAGUAAAACAUUCUUCAGUCU
Varanus komodoensis (Komodo dragon) is the source of this 6149-nucleotide messenger RNA. RefSeq names its product Rho guanine nucleotide exchange factor 11 (gene ARHGEF11). Gene Ontology annotation, cellular component: cytoplasm. Bases 138 to 4829 code for a protein of 1563 amino acids. NCBI's taxonomy places the organism in Eukaryota, Metazoa, Chordata, Lepidosauria, Squamata, Varanidae. The transcript has 41 exons. The record is from RefSeq and is a predicted model, not a curated record. Gene Ontology annotation, biological process: Rho protein signal transduction; G protein-coupled receptor signaling pathway. Gene Ontology annotation, molecular function: guanyl-nucleotide exchange factor activity; G protein-coupled receptor binding.